This is a messenger RNA of Galleria mellonella (greater wax moth), 591 nucleotides long. RefSeq names its product protein takeout-like. Bases 1 to 591 code for a protein of 196 amino acids. Lineage: Eukaryota; Metazoa; Arthropoda; Insecta; Lepidoptera; Pyralidae. The record is from RefSeq and is a predicted model, not a curated record. The transcript is spliced from 4 exons.
AUGACUUCUGGUAUACCCGAGCUGGACGUUCCGGGUAUAGAGCCACUAAGUCUGGGACAGAUAGCGCUGGCGAGGGGUCCUCAAGGUGCCAAGUUGACAGCAGUAGUCAAUGACGUCAAAGUCCGCGGGCCUAGUAACUUCAUAAUUCAGGAACUUAAAUCGGAUUUGGACAAGAACCGGUUCGACUUCAAAUUGCUAUUACCGCAGCUAGACUUUGCUGGAAAAUACAAGAUGGACAUACAAGUUUUAUUACUGCGGUUGCAGGGUAGAGGGAAUAUUACCGGAUCCUUCAAGGAUUAUGCUUGUAAUGUUACAAUGAGGGGGCACAAAGAGAAACGCGGGGAAGAUGAAUACCUUCAAUUCGACCCGUUCAGAGUCAAACUGCGCGUUGGUCAAUCAUCCAUCUACCUGACCAAUCUGUUUGACGGUGAUCCAGUCCUCGGACCCGCCACAAACAGGGUCAUCAAUGAAAAUUCCCAAGUAUUCUUACAAGAAAUAAGUCCGGUCCUAGAAAGGAGUCUAGGGGAACUCUUUACAGAAAUGGCGAAUAAAAUAACAUCAAAAUUUACAUAUAAACAAUUGUUUCCUUGA